AUGACGAAGAAGAAGCCAGACGGCAUCCACGGCAUCGGCGAGGGUCGCGAGUGCGUGAAUUGCGGCGCCACAUCGACACCCCUUUGGAGACGGGACGGCACUGGCCACUACCUCUGCAACGCUUGCGGGCUUUAUUACAAGAUGAACGGUCAGAAUCGACCCCUCAUCAAGCCGAAACGACGACUGAGUGCGGCGAGACGGGCGGGCACCAGCUGUGCCAACUGCAAGACGGCGACCACGACUCUCUGGCGGAGGAAUCAGGCCGGUGAGCCAGUCUGCAACGCUUGUGGGCUCUACUACAAGUUGCACAACGUGAACCGGCCGCUGACGAUGAAGAAGGAAGGUAUCCAAACGAGAAACAGGAAGCUCUCGUCGAAAAGCAAGAAGAAAAAGGCUGGCGGUUGCCUAGGUCUCGGUGGUGUCAUGGGCGACAUGAUCAAGGCCAGCGGACACCUUGAUCUCGACAACAAGCCCUUCCACUCAGGAUUCGGAUCGCCAAUGGGUACGUCGCAGCAUCAUCACACGAUGCAUCCGGCGAUGCAGCAUUACAUGUAUCACACGGGUGUCGGCGUGGCCGGAGGUCUUCAUCAGGGAUUUGCGCCACCGGCGCCGCCCCCCAUCCACCCGCACUCACAUUCGCAUUCCCAUUCUCAUCACAUGACGAGUCUUCAGGGUCUGCAGCUGGCGGCCACGACGAACGCAAUGACCGGCUGGCGAUCGGAGUACACAUGAAUCGCGAGUGACUAGCAGCUCAGGACGCAGCCCACCACUGUCUCGUUGUAAUGUAAAAAGAAAGGAAAAAACAGAAAAA
Molecule: messenger RNA, 811 nt
Organism: Trachymyrmex cornetzi
Lineage: Eukaryota; Metazoa; Arthropoda; Insecta; Hymenoptera; Formicidae
Product: GATA-binding factor C
Exons: 6
Coding region: 1-732 (243 amino acids)
Biological process (GO): positive regulation of transcription by RNA polymerase II; negative regulation of transcription by RNA polymerase II; cell fate commitment
Cellular component (GO): nucleus
Molecular function (GO): RNA polymerase II cis-regulatory region sequence-specific DNA binding; zinc ion binding; DNA-binding transcription factor activity, RNA polymerase II-specific
Source: RefSeq, a predicted model, not a curated record